AUGUCUGAGAAGGUGAAAAAACAACAAGAUAAUCAACAAGAUGAUGAAACUUAUAAAGAACUUGAUGAGAGUGACAUAGAAGUGAUAAAAAAUUACGGACGUGGCGUUUACGAUAACGCGAUAAAGAAAACCGAGCAGGAUAUUGAAGAAGCUAUAAAACGAAUCAAUGAGAUUUCUGGUGUUGCUGAAAGUGAUACAGGUUUAGCACCACCAACACUUUGGGAUUUGGCAGCUGACAAAAAACUACUUCAAGAAAACUUUCUUCAAGUGGCACGUUGUACAAAAAUAUUCAAUGCUGAUACUGAUGAUCCAAUGUACAUUAUUAAUAUUAAGCAGUAUGGGAAAUUUGUAGUUAAUCUUGCUGACACUGUUGCUCCAACUGAUAUCGAAGAAGGAAUGCGAGUUGCUGUCGAUCGAUAUAAAUAUCAAAUUCACAUUCCCCUUCCUCCGAGUAUUGAUUCAAGUGUUUCUGCCAUGCAAUUGGAUGAUAAACCAGAUGUGACAUAUUCUGAAAUUGGUGGAUGUAAAGAAGAAAUUGACAAGCUUAGGGAAAUUGUUGAAUUGCCUUUGUUAAAUCCAGAAAAAUUCAUAAAAUUGGGGAUUGAUCCACCUAAAGGUUGCCUACUUUAUGGACCUCCUGGAACAGGAAAAACUUUAUGUGCCCGAGCAGUCGCCAAUCGAACUGAUGCUUGCUUCAUUCGUGUCAUUGGGUCAGAAUUAGUUCAGAAAUAUAUUGGAGAAGGUGCAAGAAUGGUUAGAGAACUCUUUGAGAUGGCACGAACCAGACGAGCUUGUAUCAUAUUUUUCGAUGAAGUUGACGCAAUUGGUGGAGUGAGAUUUGAUAAUGGAAAUGGAAGUGACAAUGAAGUUCAGAGAACGAUGUUGGAAUUGAUUAAUCAACUCGAUGGUUUUGAUGCUCGUGGGAAUAUUAAAGUUCUAAUGGCAACUAAUCGUCCCGACGUUCUUGACCCAGCACUUAUCCGUCCUGGCAGACUCGACCGCAAAGUUGAAUUUUCACUUCCCGAUCUGGAAGGUCGAACACAUAUUUUCAAGAUCCAUGUCAACUCAAUGUCUGUAGAUAGAGAUAUCCGCUAUGAGCUUUUAGCUCGUCUCUGUCCCAAUUCAACAGGUGCUGAAAUCCGUUCUGUGUGUUGUGAAGCUGGAAUGUUUGCUAUCCGAGCUCGUCGAAAAGUUGCAACUGAAAAAGAUUUUCUUGAUGCUAUCCAGAAGGUCAUUAAAAGUUAUGCAAAAUUCAAUUCGACGCCAACAUACAUGACAUACAACUAA
Molecule: messenger RNA, 1287 nt
Organism: Clunio marinus
Lineage: Eukaryota; Metazoa; Arthropoda; Insecta; Diptera; Chironomidae
Source: the annotation of a GenBank genome assembly